Messenger RNA from Alternaria arborescens, 315 nucleotides. RefSeq lists its product as hypothetical. NCBI's taxonomy places the organism in Eukaryota, Fungi, Ascomycota, Dothideomycetes, Pleosporales, Pleosporaceae. The transcript is spliced from 3 exons. The coding region runs from base 1 to 315 and encodes 104 amino acids. The record is from RefSeq and is a predicted model, not a curated record.
AUGAAGCUCACCACCGUAAUCCAACUCUCCUUUCUGGGCUUUUUCAAUCUUGCCAGUGCCGAAAGUUGGGACCGCUGCUUCUGCCACGUCCGUGGAGUGCAAAACUCAUGUGCGACGACAAAGGCCUGCGCCGCCUUUAGCAACCGUGCAUUUGAUGGCAAAGAUUGCGUCGCCGAGCCAUACAAUCAGAAGAUCCGAGGCCCGGAGUUUCACAACACUUGCCUCCAGUUUCUGGGUGGCGCGGACAGCUGCUGUACGCGUGUGGAGAGGGUGGGGGGUCCAAUCUUUCGUUCAGACGGCUGUAAGGGUACCUAG